Molecule: messenger RNA, 2526 nt
Organism: Indicator indicator
Lineage: Eukaryota; Metazoa; Chordata; Aves; Piciformes; Indicatoridae
Product: zinc finger CCCH-type antiviral protein 1-like
Exons: 14
Coding region: 1-2526 (841 amino acids)
Molecular function (GO): NAD+ poly-ADP-ribosyltransferase activity; metal ion binding
Source: RefSeq, a predicted model, not a curated record
AUGAGCGACCCCGCGGUGUGCUGCUUCCUCACCAAGACCUUGUGCGCCCACGGCGGGCAGCUGGGGCUGUCGGAACUCCAGCAGCAUGUCGGUCUCUCGGCGCAGCAGCUGGAGGAAACUCUGUCGGCGGCUGGCCCUCAGAGCUUCCUGGUGCAGCGGGGCGACGGCGCUGGCAGCGCCCGGGUCCUGGCCGUGUCGCCCGUGCGGCUGUGUCCCCGCAAGGAGUGCGAGGGCUGCGAGCGGCUGCACCUCUGCAAGCUCUACCUUAUGGACAGAUGCAACCUGGGGCCCAGAGCUUGUAAAUACUCACACGACAUCAUCAGUGCUGAGAACAAAAAAGUGCUGAAGACCCACGGCUUGUCUGGCCUCGAUGAGAAUGAGCUGCGAGUGCUGCUCCUCCAGAAUGAUCCUUUCUUCCUCCCUGAUACCUGCCAGUUUUACAACAGAAAGGAAGGGACCUGCAACCAGCAGAACAACUGCAAAAGGCUUCAUGUUUGUCGACACUUCCUCCAUGGGGAGUGCAGAUUUUUAAUGUGCAAGAGAUCCCAUAACCUUUUGAAUGCCCAUGCACUGAGACUCUUGGAAGAUGUUGGCAUUGAUUCAAACACAGCUUCAAGGAUCCAGAUUGUGUAUGACCACAAGCAUGUGGAGUUCAACAAGGAACUGCAGAAGGAGAGAGUACCCAACUACAGACCAAGACCAAAUGUAAUGAGAAAAACAGUUACUGCAAUAAGCAAAGAUAUGAGAUUACCUUCACAAACAGUGAGCUCCAGAGCACAGAUGCCACCUUCAGAAGAUAAAUAUCUAGGUCCCAACAGCAAUGUACUUCGUCAGAGCCAGCAGCAGUUGCCAACAGAAGCCAGAGGUAAAGAUGCAGCUUUACCUGAGGUAAAGACAGGAGCUGGAGCUAAAGAUGAAGGUACAGGAGCUGGAGCUAAAGAUGAAAAUACAGGAGCUGGAGCUAAAGAUGAAAAUACAGGAGCUGGAGCUAAAGAUGAAAAUACAGGAGGGGGAGCUAAAGAUGAAAAUACAGGAGCGGGAGCUAAAGAUGAAAGUAAAGGAGCGGGAGCUAAAGAUGAAGGUACAGGAGCUGGAGCUAAAGAUGAAGGUACAGGAGCUGGAGCUAAAGAUGAAAAUACAGGAGCUGGAGCUAAAGAUGAAAAUACAGGAGGGGGAGCUAAAGAUGAAAAUACAGGAGCGGGAGCUAAAGAUGAAAGUAAAGGAGCGGGAGCUAAAGAUGAAGGUACAGGAGCUGGAGCUAAAGAUGAAGAUAUAAAAGAUGAUUCCUCUGCUAAAGAUUCAAAGAGCACCAAAGAAGAAAAGUGUGAUGAGAUAUGUGUGUUCUAUGUUUGGAAGUACUGCAAAAAUAAUGAUAAAUGCACCUCUGUUCAUUACCAUUUGCCAUAUCGAUGGCAGAUAUAUAAUGGGACCACCUGGAGUGACCUUUCCAUGAUGGAGGACGUGGAAAAGGCCUAUUGUGAUCCCAACAUCAGCAGCAUGGCAGAUAGGAGCAUUAAUUUCCAAACAAUGACCCUCUCUUGCUUCUCGCUUCGCCGCCUCUCUACACCGUCAUCAGUCACAAAGCCCUCGUUUGUGCUGACCACGGAGUGGAUUUGGUAUUGGAAGAAUGACCUAGGACAAUGGAUUAAAUAUGGAGAAGAGGGAGAAGGAGAUAGUGUGAAAUCACCACCUUCUGCUGUUAUUGAGAAUUUGUAUCUAGCAGAUCCAGAUGCCGCCAUAUCUUUCCAGGCUGGCUUGCAUCACUACGAGCUCAAUUUUAAAGAGAUGACACAGAAAAACAUCACUUACAAAACCCGAAGGCAGGUCUGCAGGCGGCCAAAGUUUGUGUCUCCUGAAGAUGUGCAGAAGAUCAAGCGAGGCCAGAGAGAUUCUUCAAUUCCAAAUCAAACCUGUCCUAGCCACUGGGAUCCAUCUGCACUGCCCGAGUUUGGAUACAAGGCAGUGGUGAUCAGUAAUACAAGCUCUGAAUACGACAGAAUAAAGCAGCUCUUCCUUCAAACAAUGAAAAACUACAAAGUCCUUAAAAUAGAGAGGAUUCAGAACCCAUCCCUCUGGAAGGUGUUUCAGUGGCAAAAGGAGCAGAUGAAGAGGGAAAAUGGAGGGAAAGAUGUUAAUGAAAAGCUCCUGUUCCAUGGAACCAAGAGGAGCUUCCUGGAAUCCAUCUGCCUUCACAACUUUGACUGGAGGACUUGUGGGAGCAAUGGAACUAACUAUGGGAAGGGAAGUUACUUUGCUAGAGAUGCUUCCUAUUCCCACGAGUACUGCCAGCCUGUGGGGAAGACCAGCAGCAUGUUCGUGGCUCGUGUGCUGGUUGGAGAUUACGUCAGAGGCGCUGAUGCCUACGUUCGCCCCCCACCAAAGCCUCUUAGCAGCCUUCGGUUUUAUGACAGCUGUGUGGACAACGAAUUCAACCCUUCUGUCUUUGUUGUCUUUGAAAAGUACCAGAUUUACCCAGAGUACAUCAUAGAGUAUAGGGCACUAGAAGAGAAAUGUAGCCUGUCUUAA